Alnus glutinosa is the source of this 2528-nucleotide messenger RNA. RefSeq names its product eukaryotic translation initiation factor 3 subunit B-like. Gene Ontology annotation, cellular component: eukaryotic translation initiation factor 3 complex. Bases 124 to 2268 code for a protein of 714 amino acids. Gene Ontology annotation, biological process: translational initiation. NCBI's taxonomy places the organism in Eukaryota, Viridiplantae, Streptophyta, Magnoliopsida, Fagales, Betulaceae. Gene Ontology annotation, molecular function: translation initiation factor binding; RNA binding; translation initiation factor activity. The transcript has 11 exons. The record is from RefSeq and is a predicted model, not a curated record.
GGGUAAACUAAACCCCAUCUUACCGUAUCUUUUUCCCAAACCGAUAAACCCUAGAAACUCUCAUCUCUUUCUCUCUAGAAGCUCUCUUUCUUUGUGGAGGGCCUGAAAUCUGAAGAAAGAACCAUGGCGGACGUGAUGGUGAUGAAGGAAAUAGAGGAAACGGCGGAUCGGCUCGGCAUCGAUCUCGCCAGUCUAGACCUCGACGCCAUUCGCCUCCCUCCGGGCCAAGAUUUUGGCAUUGUAAGUGACGAUGAAGAUCUGCAUCAAGGAGACAAUGUGGAGUUGGACACUGGCUUUGGCAAUAUUAUCAUUGUUGAUAAUUUGCCUGUUGUGCCUAGGGAAAAGUUUGAGAAGCUUGAGGGUGUUAUACGUAAAAUCUACGGUCAGAUUGGUCUGAUUAAGGACGAUGGGCUGUGGAUGCCUAUUGAUCCUGAGACGCAGAAAACAUCAGGAUAUUGCUUUAUUGAAUUUAAUACUCCUCUGGAAGCGGAGCUCGCUAAGGAGAAGACAAAUGGGUACAAGCUGGACAGGUCUCAUAUUUUUGCUUUGAACGUGUUUGAUGAGUUUGAUACAUUCAUGAAAGUUCCAGAUGAGUGGGCCCCUCCUGAAUCUAAGCCUUAUACUCCAGGGGAAAAUCUUCAACAAUGGCUGACUGAUGAGAAAGCUCGUGAUCAGUUUGUCAUUCGUGCUGGUUCGGAUACUGAGGUUUUAUGGAAUGAUGCGAGGCAUCUAAAGCCUGAGCCUGUUUAUAAGCGUGCUUUCUGGACUGAAAGUUUUGUGCAGUGGUCUCCAUUGGGAACUUACUUGGCGACAGUUCACAGGCAAGGUGCUGCUGUUUGGGGAGGUGCCAAUACUUUUAAUCGCCUUAUGCGUUAUGCGCAUCCUCAGGUAAAGCUGAUUGACUUUUCCCCUGGUGAGAGGUAUCUCGUUACCUACAGCAGCCAUGAACCAAGUAAUCCCCGUGAUGCGAAUAGGGUUGUCAUAAGCAUUUUUGAUGUGAGAACUGGAAAGGUGAUGAGAGAUUUCAAGGGAAGCGCUGAUGAAUUUGCUGUUGGAGGAACUGGUGGUGUUACAGGGGUUUCGUGGCCUGUUUUCAGAUGGGCCGGUGGAAAAGAGGACAAAUAUUUUGCCAGAAUUGGGAAAAACAUUAUUUCUGUCUAUGAAACAGAGACCUUUUCACUAAUUGACAAGAAAUCCUUGAAGAUUGAAAAUGUCGUGGAUUUCUGUUGGUCACCAACUGAUCCAAUUCUUUCGAUCUUUGUUCCUGAACUGGGGGACCAUCCUGCUAGGGUGAGUCUCAUGCAAAUACCAAGUAAAGAUGAGUUAAGGCAGAAGAAUCUUUUCAGUGUUAGUGAUUGCAAAAUGUACUGGCAAAGCAAUGGGGAUUAUCUAGCGGUUAAGGUUGAUCGAUAUACAAAAACAAAAAAAAGCACAUACACCGGCUUUGAGCUUUUUCGCAUAAGAGAAAGGGAUAUUCCAAUUGAGGUUUUUGAGCUUGAGAAUAAGAAUGAUAAGAUCAUUUCCUUCGCUUGGGAGCCAAAAGGCCACAGGUUUGCAGUUAUCCAUGGUGAUAACCCAAGACCUGAUAUAAGUUUUUACUCCAUGCGUUCUGCCAACAAUACAGAGAAAGUUAAAAAGCUCACUACUCUGAAAGGAAAGCAGGCAAAUGCUCUUUUCUGGUCACCUGCAGGCCGCUACAUAAUACUAGCAGGAUUAAAGGGUUUCAAUGGACAGUUGGAAUUUUACAAUGUUGAUGAGCUUGAAACCAUGGCAACAGCUGAGCAUUUUAUGGCGACAGAUAUUGAAUGGGAUCCCACCGGAAGGUAUGUUGCAACUGCAGUGACUUCGGUUCAUGAGAUGGAAAAUGGUUUCAACAUAUGGUCCUUCAAUGGCAAGCUGCUUUAUAGGAUUCUGAAGGAUCAUUUCUUUCAGUUUUUGUGGCGCCCAAGGCCUCCAUCAUUCUUGAGUCCUGAGAAAGAGGAAGAAAUUGCUAAGAACUUGAAGAAGUACAGUAAAAAGUACGAGGCGGAGGACCAGGACGUCUCAUUGCUAUUGAGUGAGCAGGACCGUGAGAAGCGGAAGAUGUUGAAGGAUGAAUGGGAGAAGUGGAUGAAUGAGUGGAAGCGGUUGCACGAAGAAGAAAAGCUGGAGAGGCAAAAACUCCGGGAUGGAGAGGUGAGCGAUGAAGAGGAGGAGUACGAGGCUAAAGAAGUCGAAGUUGAGGAGAUAUUAGAUGUUACAGAGGAGGUCAUUUCUUUUGAGGAGUGAUAAAUCUUUCGGAGCUUUUAGAUCCCUCUGUUUAAAGCACAACAGACCUCAGCAAGACAGCACUCUUCCAGAUGAAGUGAUAGUUUGGACAAGCUUUAGAUCCCUCUAUUUUUUGCAGCAUCUUGUGGUGAGCUGCUAAUUGCUCUGUUUCUCCAUCUUGUAUUUUUUUUGUUAGUUUAAUAUUUUAUCAUUGACUAGUUUUGUAGCUCUGAUCCGUGUACACUAAUUUACAAAGAGUAAAAACUGUGUAAUUGUUCAAA